UGUGAAUUUGAGGCGGCUUCCUCAUCAUAAUGAGGUGGUGCUAGGACCCACUUUGGAUAUUUACUCAUUGUUUAGUCGGAUUAUUGCAAUUCAACUGAAUCGAAGAUUCCAAAUGCAUACUAGAAGAAGGCUAGUCCAAUCGCUAUAAUAUGAAUUUAUCUAAAUAGAGUUUUUGAGUUUUUUUUAAGCUUUUGAUUGCAGAUAUAGAUGAAUGCUUGGGUUCAGAGACAGGUCCUUGUGUGCCUGAUGCUCGCUGUCACAAUGAAGUUCCUGGCUACAGAUGCUUAUGCCCAUUUGGUAGCACUGGAGAUGGCACAAGACAUGGGUCUGGAUGCAGAAAGAUAUUCCAAGUUAUUGAAGCUAUUAUAGGGAUAUGUUUGGGUUUUGGACUGAUGCUACUAUGUAGCUUAUGGUUUUAUUGCGCUCUUAAGAAACGGACGCUAAUCAAGCUGAAGGAGCAAUAUUUUCGCCAGAAUGGAGGGCUACUAUUGAAACAACAAGUGUCUAAUCGUGAGGGUACUGAUUGCACCAGAAUCUUCUCAUAUGAAGAGCUCAAACAAGCAACUCAGAACUACGACGAGAGUAGAAUCCUCGGGACGGGUGGAUAUGGAACAGUGUAUAAAGGAAUUCUCGAAGACGGAACCACGGUCGCCAUUAAGAAAUCCAAAGUGAUUGAUCAGAACCAGGUCGAUCAAUUCAUCAAUGAAGUUGUAAUCCUAACCCAAAUCAAUCAUCGCAAUGUGGUCAAGCUCUUGGGCUGUUGCUUAGAGACCGAAGUCCCAAUGUUGGUCUAUGAGUUCAUCUCCAAUGGCACCCUCCAUAGACAUAUCCAUGAAAAGUUUUCCAUGACCCGAAUCUCAUGGCUGAACCGUCUGAGGAUUGCAAUUGAGACUGCAGAAGCUCUUGCAUAUCUUCACUCCGCUGCUUCGAUGCCCGUCUUCCACAGGGACGUGAAGUCUUCGAACAUACUCCUAGAUGAAAAUUACACUGCAAAAGUUUCUGACUUUGGGAUUUCGAGGUUGGUCCCAUUGGAUCAAACGCAGAUUCCAACAUUGGUUCAAGGGACCUUAGGUUACUUGGAUCCCGAGUACUUCCAAACAAGCCAGUUGACGGCAAAGAGCGAUGUUUAUAGCUUCGGUGUAGUUCUUGUUGAGCUCUUGACAGGUCAAAAGCCCGUUUCUUUCGAGAGAUCAAGAGAAGAUAGCAAUCUUGCUAUGUAUUUCUUGUCGUCAUUGAAGAGGAAGGAUUUUUCGGAUUUCUUAGAUGAUAAUUUGUUGAGAGAAGGCACAGUUGAGCAACUGAGGGCGGUUUCAGAACUGGCGAGGAAAUGCCUGCUUAUAAGAGGGGAUAAAAGGCCAACCAUGAAGGAGGUGGCUCAAGAGCUCAUUCUCAUUUCUGGUUUUGGAAGACAAGGUUGGCUGGAGAACGAAGAAGAGAACGAUGACUGUAUGCCAGUCGAUGGAAUUGGGUUGAAUUUCAUUGGUGGUCAGGAUUGUUUCCAGGCAGAUUUAACAGUGACAUUUGAUUUGGAGAGAUAGGAAGAGGAUGGACAAUUCUAGUCGCAUGGUGAGAAACCGAUCAGUACAGCCCAUACAGUAGCAGGCUUUACUUGCAGAUGGAAAACAGUUUAAGAAUCCAAACCAUUCAAAUAAUCAUAAAAAUCAGUUUCUUGCUGCCCUUAACCUACUGUUUUGUGCUGUCAGCUUGAACGACACUGUUUGGAUGGAAAGGAUUCAUCGAAUUAGUUGGAUUUUUUUAACUGGUCCCAGUUUUACUCCUACCUUCUAUGAAUAUGGUGUAGUGAUCAAUCUAUGAGAUAUGCGCAUUCCACGAGUUCAGUCCAUGUGAGAAGUCCUGAAUUUCCUCACCCUAACACUAGGGAUAUUUUCCUUGUUGUUUUGACUGAGCUCAAGUGACAAACUUAUAAAUUAGUGUGCGUUUGGGAGCACUAUUGAAUUGAAUUGUGAUUGUUAGCCUUAUGGAGUGGAUAUAACCAAAUUGUAAUUUCCUUUGUUACUGUCUUAUA
Magnolia sinica is the source of this 2026-nucleotide messenger RNA. Its product is annotated as wall-associated receptor kinase-like 1. Lineage: Eukaryota; Viridiplantae; Streptophyta; Magnoliopsida; Magnoliales; Magnoliaceae. Bases 393 to 1538 code for a protein of 381 amino acids. Gene Ontology annotation, molecular function: ATP binding; protein serine/threonine kinase activity. The transcript is spliced from 2 exons. Gene Ontology annotation, cellular component: plasma membrane. The record is from RefSeq and is a predicted model, not a curated record. Gene Ontology annotation, biological process: protein phosphorylation; cell surface receptor signaling pathway.